Messenger RNA from Echinops telfairi (small Madagascar hedgehog), 5349 nucleotides. It is a transcript of the gene MROH7, whose product is annotated as maestro heat like repeat family member 7. The transcript is spliced from 23 exons. The record is from RefSeq and is a predicted model, not a curated record. The coding region runs from base 107 to 4030 and encodes 1307 amino acids. Gene Ontology annotation, cellular component: cytoplasm. Lineage: Eukaryota; Metazoa; Chordata; Mammalia; Afrosoricida; Tenrecidae.
AGGAGUCGCUGGAUUUUCAAAGGAGGGUGGGGAGCACUGCAAGAAGGUCCACCUCUGGCUGUUGGGAGGAAGGGGCAAGAGGCAGUAGGAGACCUCCAGACUCGGCAUGGAUGUGACUCUCCGUGAAAACUCAAAGAUGACAGCAGACCCCAACACCAGUGGCUCCCUGGGUUUCAGCUCUGGCACUGUUUCCGUGCCCAACCCGGACGCGGCCCCCCUUCCUGUCUCGAGCCCACCCUUGGGUUCGGGCCCGACUCCUGCUUCCAGCCUUCACCCCGCUCCGAGUCCGAUCUCAAGUGCAGCCCCUGGCCUGGUGUCUGAUAACUCACCCACAACACCCGGGGACACCACAACCCUGGUUCCGGCCUCUGUCCAGGCCUCCAGCCCCCACUCUGGGGAGGCCCUGGGCCUGCAUUCUAAUCCCAUCUCAAGGCCUGACUCCUGCGGGACGCUCUCUCCAGCCUCAAAUCUCGCUCCCAGCUCUGACUCUGCUGAUGUCCCUGACCUGAACUUGGGCAACCAAUUAGAGCCAACUUUAGAGAAGACCUCCCCUCCCUCUAGUAAGCUAUUUGAACUGGGUCAGAGUAACUCCAAUCCUUCCAGGCCCGAAUCAAAGCCAUUUAUAAGGUUUUGUUCAAAGGAGUCAUUAGUCAUGGGUCACAGCAACUCCAGGCCAGGCUCAAAAGCACUUCUUAUUCCAGCCUUAAGCGCUUCCCUGGAUCCUGACUCAGGAGAUGUCUGUGUGCUGGACCGGGAUGCUGCUCCCGAGAGCCCUCUCCCAGACACAAGUGAGACCAUCACCUUGACUUCCCACAGCAUCUCGGAGUCUGUUUCUAAAGGAGCCUUAGGGGUGACCUGGAGCACCAACUCCAGGGACACCAUCCAUCUGGUUCCAAACGAGGAGCUGAACUCUCAGAGGAACGUGACCCACACGAAGACUUCCCGCAUGACCCUGAGUCCCAGCUCCACGGAUGUCACCAGUCUGCACUCCAGCACCCACGGGCCCAACUCUGCCCUUUCUCCACCCUCGUGCAUGACCCUGGUCCUGGGCUCCAGUGAGACCCUGAGCGUGGGCUCCAGCCUCAUCUUCAGUGACACGUCCACGUUGACCCUGAGCAGCCAGCAGGACUACUCCGAGGAGGGGAGCACCUGCACCAUCCCUCUGCACUGCAGUCCAGACGGCUGGAGCGAGGUGGCCAGCGUCGUUGAGGUAGGUAAGUUUGCGCUGGGGCUCUCCGCCACUGGCACCAAGGGCAGUACCGCCGCCACCGUCCCCAGCAUCUCCGAGGGAGUCUUCGAUGAGGUGCCCUCGUGCCUGAUGAAGAUACCUGUGAAGAGCAACGGCGGCAACAGCAGGGCUCUGGUGGAGAAUGUCCUUGUCCUCCAGAAGAAUCAGACGCUGCUGGAAGUAGGAGAGAAGAAGAUGAUGAUGAUGAAGAUGAUGAGGCAGAUCCAAGAGGAGCCGCUGGAUUCCCUGUCCAGCUCUGUCCGCCAGCAGGCCAUGGAGACCCUGACCCAAUUAAGCCACACACAGCCAGGCCUGGGCGUGCGGGAGAGGUCCGAGCUGGUGAGCGCCUGUGUCAGAAGUGUGUUCUCCCUGCCCUCCGUGCAGGCCAUGCAGCAGAAAGAUGAAGCCAAGGCGGAGGCCGUACAGACACUCUAUGGCCAGACCCUGAAUGCCCUGCAGACCCUGCUCAAUGCCCUCUUCAUUGAGGACCCGACGCCUGCUGGGUUAAAGAGCAUCCUUGAGCCCCUGGGACCCUGGAUGAACUCCGGGAAGACCCACGAGAGAGCGCGGGCCGUGAACAGCAAUGUCUCCGUCUUGAACCACACUCUCCUGACGGUGCCUCUCUUUAUGUCCUCUGGGUUCCCGACGCUGGGGCUUCUGCUGGGAAGGCUCAUUCUUCGAGUGGGAGAUCCUGACGAGGAGAUUGGCCGGGCAGCUCUGGACGGCAUCAUCAUCCUUUACACCCUCUUAGAACUCCAAAAGCGAGCCAGGAACAAGGAGGAGACCAACAAGAAGGAGCUCUAUGAGAGCAACAAGCGCUUCCUGGGGCCCUACAAUGCCACCAGCCCGUGCCAGAACAUCCUGCGCGUGAUUGCUGAAUUUGGGGAAUUCCUGGGGCCCCAGCAGGUGAAGGACUUGCUGCUGGCAGCCCUGGAAGGGCUGACAAGUAUCUCAGACAUCCUUGGGAAGGGCUCCGGAGAAAGGAUGCAGCUGGCCUCGGAGGUCACCCUCAGCUCCGUGCUGGAGUGGUACAGGCACCGGGCGCUGGAGGUGAUCCCGGAAAUCAUGCAGGGUAUCUACGUGAAGCUGAGCCACAUCCAGGAGCCGCGUGCCCGCGAGGUGGCCCUGCUGCCCGUCUCCCUCCUGGCCAGCUCCUUCAUGACCGAGGUGGUGGUGGCUCUGCUGAUGUGCCCCCUUCCACUGGACAGCAACGGAGCAGAGAUGUGGCGGCAGCUGAUCCUGCGCAAGCCCAGCUGUGACGUCCAAGACCUCCUGGAUCUGCUCCUGACCAGCCUGAAGGAGAAGCCUGUCACCAAGAAGGGCCGGGCCUCCAUCGUGCCCUUAGCGGCAGCCAGCGGCCUGUGUGAGCUCCUGUCCGUCAACAGCUGCGUGGGCCGAGUGAGGCGCAUCUACCCCCAGCUGCUGCUGGCCCUGCUCAUUCAAGUCCAUUACCACAUUGGCCUCAGUCUGCCUGGCCGUGUGGGCCCCCGCAAGGACACCAAGAAGGAUGGACAGCCCCCCGCCUUUGUGCCCGUCCGCUGGGUGGUGAAGGUGGUGAAGACCCUGCUGCUGAAGAUGGGCUGCUUCCACGAGGCCAGCUUUCUGGAGGACCGGGGCGGCUGGGAAUUCCUGGGGCAGGCGGAGAACCACCACCGCGGCGUGUCCCUGCUGGCGAGGGCCAUGGUGCACUACUCCUGCCAGGAGCUGUGCCGCAUCCUCUACCUGCUCAUCCCACUCCUGGAGCGAGGCGACGAGAAGCACAAGAUCACGGCCACCGCCUUCUUCGUGGAGCUCCUCCAGAUGCAGCAGGUGCGGCGGAUCCCCGAGGAGUACUCUCUGGGGCGGAUGGCGGAAGGCCUGAGCCACCGUGACCCCAUCAUGAAGGUGCUGUCCAUUCGAGGCCUGAUCAUCCUGGCCCGCAGGACUGAGAAGACAGCCAAGGUGCAGGCCCUCCUGCCCGCCAUGGUGAAGGGCCUGCAGAACGUGGAUGGGCAACUGGUGGUGGAGGCCAUGCACAACAUCAAAAGCAUCUUCAAGGGGCAAGACCUGAAGCUGUUUGACUCCUCGGUCAACGUGGAGUUGCUGCAGGUCCUGAUGCCUCACUUUAGUGACUCGCGGGAGGAUGUGCGCUGCUCAUGCAUCAACCUGUACGGGAAGGUGGUGCAGAAGCUGCGGUCCCCACGCAGCCCAGACAUGGAGGAGCAACUGAUCAGCACCUUGGUCCCCAUACUGCUGGUCAUGCAGGAGGGCAACUCCGAGGUGAGCCAGAAAUGUGUGAAGACGCUGUUCCGAUGUUCCUGCUUCAUGGGCUGGGAUUUGCCCAAAACAGCUUACAGCCGGAAGCCCUGGGACAACCGCCAGAAGACAGUGGCCAAAAUCUGCAAGUACCUUGUGAACACCCAUCAAGACAGUGCCUUCAAGUUCCUCAGCCAGAGCCUGGAAUUCACCAAGAGCUCCCGGGCCUCCCUCCGGAAGGCCUCGGUCAUGUUCAUAGGGUACCUGGUCCCCUGUAUGGAGAACAUCGUGACAGAAGACUGUCUGAAUGAAGUCAAAGCUGCUCUGGAAAACUUGAGACAUGACCCCGAAGCGUCCGUGUGCAUCUAUGCGGCCCAGGCUCAGGACCACAUCCUGGCCACCUGCUGGCGGAACUCCUGGCCGCUGCUGUACCGGGACUCCUGGGUGUUCGACCCGGCCGCCACGCACCGCUGGAGCCCCAGCUGCGAGGACCUGCCCACUUCCCACCAGCGGCGCUCCUGGAUCAUGCAGGCCCUCGGUUCCUGGAAGAUGUCCCUGAAACAGUGAUGCCCCUGGGCCCCAGUCUUCCUCAGGGGUCCCCGUGACCCCAGCCGUGCGCCCUAUAAAUGCCACAUGGUUCGCCUCUCCCUCUGGAGUGUUCCUCAUGGGAGAGGUCUGGGCCCGCCCAGCCUGCAGGAGGCCAGAGCCCUUCCCACCGCCCUUAGAGAGGAGCAUGGCUCCCAUAGGCUGCUGUCCACCUGUUUGAAGUGGGACACGUGGGACGAAGAGAGCUGAAGUAGCAGGCCUUACUCCACACAGCAGAAGCUGAGUGCCUGAGUUUCCCCUCCCCGAGAGUCUGUUAUAAAAACAAACAAAAAAUGCUGUUGAUUUGGGUGGGUGGGCUUGAUGUUUUCCACUCCAUGAGUGGCAGACUCAGAAGCCCGCAGGGGCAGUCCUACCCUGUCCUCUAGGGUCUGUGAGUCGGAGCUGACUUGAUGGCAGUGAGGUUGGAGAGUGGAGGGCAGGGAAGGAAAGUGUCCCUCCCCAGACCAUUCCUACCCCGGCACCCUGCUCGGGGAGCCUCACCUUCAGGUCUUUGUCCAAAGACGGGCCAUAGUUCAUUCGGGCAACAAUCACACUGAGUAUGUAUGCACCCAGGAGCAGCCCUGCUCUGGGUGCUGAUGGUACAUAUAUGCAGGAGAGCUGGCCCUACGUCCCAAGUCUAUAAUGUAAGCGAAUGCAGGAGUGCUGAACGGAGGGUCAUCUUGACGGCCAGAUGAUAUUUGGAGCCACCUUUGGUGGUUACACUCUGUCGGCGGGGGAGGGGGGGGGCUUUUUGCAGAUGGUCUGCAGAAGCCAAAGAUGCGGCUUAAUAUGCUACGAUGCACAAGACACCCCCCACAGCAAAGCCUUACCCAGCCCCUAAGGUUCUCACAGUCGUGCUGAGAUUGAUGCGGGAAGACACAGACAGCACAACAGGGCGGUGUGGUGAUGAGGGACACCUGAGGCAGCACGUAGCCCAGCUGGGGGCUGGGGCAUCAGGGAAGGCUUCCUGGAGAAAGAACCACCCUGCCCAAUCUGGGGGAACCCUCACUCUGGUACCUGUUACGUGACUGCUUGGAAAUAGGAGAUCUUAGUCUUGUGAACGGUAUCAUGUCAUGGUGGGUGGGUGUGUCCUAAAUCUAAUCAUUUCUGAGUUAUAAAAAGGUCAGGAUAGGUAGAUAGCUAGAUGACAGAACAUCAAACAAAUGUCAAGGAACUUCAGGAAUGGCCAGCAGCAUCUAGAUGCUGACAUUUCCAAAGAAUAUCCUCCUAGAGGCAUGCCCUAAAUUCAGACUUCUAACCUCCAGAACUGGAAGAAAAUAAACUACUGUUAUUGAGAGCAA